Messenger RNA from Ruditapes philippinarum (Manila clam), 2773 nucleotides. RefSeq lists its product as uncharacterized. NCBI's taxonomy places the organism in Eukaryota, Metazoa, Mollusca, Bivalvia, Venerida, Veneridae. The transcript has 4 exons. Gene Ontology annotation, molecular function: iron ion binding; oxidoreductase activity. The record is from RefSeq and is a predicted model, not a curated record. Bases 2062 to 2415 code for a protein of 117 amino acids.
UCUUCAUCUGAGGAAAUCAGACUUUACAUAAGCAUACAAACAUUUAAGGAAUUAUGACAGCUUAAAGUCAAGAUUAAAAGGAUUGUUUACAAACAAUUACAGCCAAAGUGUUACGGAUAAGGAUUUCUUAAACAUAAAGUACAAGCAGCUAAUAUCAUUGGUAUAACCUGUUUAAAUGAGCUAAAGUGUGUUAUUUAAAAUGUCAAUGCACAGUUCAUUUUUCAUUUUAUGCCUUGUUAAAGUCAACAACUGGUACUGGAUUUCACAACCCACUGAUAAAGUAAAGUUCAUGUAGGUAAGUUUUCUAAAUAAAUAAUUGUUACACAGUCCACAGUUAAAUUAUUGAUUAAUGCCUGAUACCCGGGACACAUCAAUAUUUUAUUGAUUUCAAUGGUAAUGUUUAUAAAAAAACAAUUUAGAUAUUGGUUUUGAAAAUAUUCAAGUUUUAUUUAAUUUUAUUCCGUGUCUGAAGAAAAUGUUUUAUAAUGCACAUACCUUGAAGACACCAGAUUGGUAAAUCAUUGUUAUAUAUGGACUAACCCUUACACAAAAUAUAUCGUCGCAACAAUUAAAAGUUUUAGGAUGAUGAAAUUUUCAAUAAGUUGGAUUUUCUCAGAUAAAGAAUUAUAUUUAUGUCCCAUGUAAAUUUAUAAAGCUAAGAUUUAUCCUAAGUAUUGAUGACAUUUAAUUUUCAAUAAUAUCCAACGACCGUGUUUGGGAUAAUAGCUUUAAAUAACUCUUUUAAUUUCAAAGAAAACAGUGAUAUUGAAAACAUUGAUUAUUAAAAUUUUACAGGAUUUUAUAAUAUUUUCAUGUUUUAAUAUGAUUUAAUAACCUUAUCAAUUAUCAAAAAUUUAAAAAAGAUUUUAUUUGAUAAUGUAUAUUGAUUUUUUAUUUUUGACCAAUGUGUCUCAAAUGAUAAAGUAGGUGCAGAGAUGGUCAUAUGUGCUAAAAGUGAUUGUGCUCGAAAACGUUGUCUUAUCUUUUGACAUAUUUACAUUAUGAAGUGUUUUUGCUAUGAUGGCUGCUUUUGUAGUUUAAAUAUAAUUUUGAAUGGUUUGUAGUAUAUAAACACGUACCAACCGCAACUUAUGAAAAUAAUGAUGUACACAAUAGUGACAUAGUGGUGCUCGAAACUCACACGAUGUUUUAGCUAAAAAAGAUAAAUAACUAAAAUCGCUUAAUGUGUCACACCGUUUUUAUGCGAUUUGACUAUGUUACCUAUUCUCUAAAUUUGCCUGUCGUAAAAUAUUAAAAUUCUAUUCUUAAAAUAUAAAUGUCGAAAUAUCCAUUCAUUUGUAAGAGGAGGAACAAAAUAAUUGCACAUUUGAACAUGCGAGCUCUUGAAAGUCUUACUUUUGAUAUACAGGUAUGUUAUGUGAAAUAUGUUGAUAUUUUAAUAGACGUCUUAACACUAUCUUAAUUAGUAAAUAUAUCACUUAGUCGUCAUCCGCUGUGAACAUCUUUUUCAGGAUUCAGGGCCACUUAGACACUUUUAUCGAUGACAUUACACUUAUACAGUUCAUUAACUAUACACUUUGAUUUAAAAAACAAAAAAACAAAAAAAAACCACAGUCUGUUGAUCAAUCAACUAAACGAAGUAAAUGAAGUCAAUGCCUUGGAAAAAAAUCAUCUCUUGUAAGAGUAAUUUUCUUCAGACUCGUCGACCAAAAUUUAACUUGGAUUUAAAACAAUUCGGACUUAAAGAAAAAAAAUCGUGUUUAAGCAAUUACAAGUAAUUACGCAUGUAUAACAUGAGGAAAUGUCUUAAGAUUUUUAUGAGUUGAUUUCAAUUGUGUAAAACAAUAUGUAGCAAUAUGUGUCUUCUUUCAACAAAUAUAGCAUGUUGAAUUUGUCUGCCUCCACCACCAAACUUGAAAAACGCAAUCUGACCUUAAAUGUAUCUGUGUAAAAAGCCAUCAAAAAGUAUUUGCACUAUAUUGCUUGAAAAUUUGUUGUUAACUCAUUCAUUUUGUUUUGUUUUUAGAUAUCAUUUCAUUUUUGCUCUUUUUUAGUAUAAACCCAUUUUUAGACAUUGGCCAAGCAGAGGGAGCUUUUGUUAUGGGCAUAGGUUACUGGUUGUUGGAGGAAACAAUUUAUGAUGAAAAGACUGGGAAAAACCUCACCAAUGGAACAUGGGAUUACAAGCCUCCAACAUCAAAAGAUAUACCAAUAGAUUUUAGGAUACAGCUGUUGAAAGAUGCUCCUAACCCUAUCGGUAUCCUCAGAUCAAAAGCAUGUGGAGAACCUCCAUUAUGUAUGAGUUGCUCCGUAUUGUUUGCUCUCAAGCAUGCUGUAGAGGCAGCUCAACAAGAGGUUGGACAAGAAACCUAUUUUCCUUUGGAUGGUCCUGCUACUGUUGAGGUCAUUCAGCAAGCAUGUAUGACAGAUAUGGAAUCAUUGAAGAUAAACUAGAUGUGAACAUUAUUAUUGUAAAAAAAAACAUGUAACACUAUUUUAAAAACUAGCCCGUGUUUGGCGAUUCUUAGCAAAUUUGUAUAACAAGGAAACUUCUAUAAAUUGAGUUGAAGUGACCUUUUUAUUGUGUAUUUUUCAUCCUCCUGGAUAAAAUCUUCAGUUGGAAGAAUUCAAUGUCUACAAUUGAAUUAAACUUAUUUAAUGGAGUUGUUAAAUAUUUCAAGUCAGGGACCUUUAUGUUUGUCAAUUAUUUUCUAGUUUAUAAGAAGUUUACUUAAUUAAUUUGCUAAAUAUAAUAUUUUCUCGGUUAGUGGAAUAUUUUCGGGCAUUAUACUAAGAUUGCAGGUAAUAUAAG